CGAACGGACGCGUCACUAUGAGCUCCGUCGGAGCGGUAUCAACGGCUGCUGAUAGCCGUGGCGACAAGGACGAACGAUGCAACGAACCUUAUCGGAUUGUCAUGCCCCCGAUACCGACAGGCGAGUACCUCCUGAACUCCGUUUUCCUUCAUGCCGACAUCGGAGCGAGACCAUACAGAAUUGAAGACUUCCAGGCCGGACUGGAAAACGCAGGAGUCCUCAAGGAGAUAGCCGCGUGCGGGUCAUUUCAGAUGAACCACGUGUGGCUCGUGACGCUCAAAUCUGCCGCUGCCAAAGAGAAGUUAGCAGCCGCUAAAGCUUUCGAGGUGAAAGGCAGGCGGUGCGUUAUCAUUGACCCGGACAGGGCAGAAGUGCGUCUCAAGCUGCACUGGAUCCCGUUCUACAUGCCAGACGACUGCGUGAAAAAAGCCCUGGAGCCCUACGGCAAAGUCGAAGAAGUCUCCAGAGAAACCUGGCACGUAGGUGGAUUCGAGGGAGUCCAGUCAACCACGAGGACUGUGAGACUAACCCUGAAAGAGAACGUCACCGUCGAGCGCCUACCUCAUCAGCUCCGCCUCUCUGGCUGCUCGGCGCUGGUUCUUGCACCAGGACGAGCGCCACUCUGCCUUCGCUGCCGCAAGACCGGACACAUACGGAAGGAAUGUCGCGUACCUCGCUGUGAGGGCUGCCGACGCUACGGACACACCCGCAGCGAAUGUGCGAAGACGUACGCUGACGCGGCCCACGCGGCCCACGCGAAGGUGGACGACGAUCUGGCGGAGCACAUCAUGGACCAGGACGAGGCGGAAGCGGCGGCGGGAGAAACCGGCAAAACCGACGUCGACCUCGAGCCUCGUGGUCAAACUGGAACAGCAGCGAGCACCUCAGUCCAACCCCAGAAGCCUCCGUCGAAAACGCAAGCCCCGGUGGUCGUCACUCCGACGCAAGAAGCGGAGGGCAACGAGCCCACUCGUCCCCCGCCACCCCUGAAACCCGAAGGCAAGGAUGACGACCUACACCGGGUGCCACUUGACUUCGCCCAGGGCGCGGAAUCCGAGAAAGGCAGCGUAGCCAUGGAAGUCGUGGCUAGCACCGUCAAGCGACCGCUUCCGACUGCGGACGCACAGGACGGCGACCAAUCUAAGGGACUUCAGCAGACGGUUCAGGACAGGUGGAAGGUGGUGAUGACCAAGAGAGGCAGGCACCACGGGGGACCUCCGGCCCUAGCCUCGGCAACCCUCAAGACAAGCCUCGACAACACCCGCGGUGAAGCCUCCGCCAAGGAGAGCUCCGCUUUGUCCAUCCGUGGGAGGCCCACAGCCAAAGGGUUCCUUGGUCAUCGGACCCCGGCAGGCCAGAGGAGUCCGGCGAAGGAGCGCCCAACACCAAGACAUCGAUCGCCACCGCGCCAGCCGACGACUUGGGCCCGACCGAGCCGCGGCGCCAGACACGGGUCAACGCCCACGACUCCGGGUCUAAACGCGCGCCCACACAGUCCAGCCACGGAGCUCGCUGCUCGAGGUCGUGGCUCCAGGCAAGCGGGCCUGUCAGCCGCACGCGCCGAAGCCCGGGGUAAACAAAUUCGGCGUUCAAUAUCAACACCGCGGGCGCCACGGAUCGCAGACUAAACAAACACCCGGUCGUAUAUAUACCUCCCCACAUACCCUAUACAGGGUGUUUCAGAGAACUCAGGCCAAAUCGCUCCUGCGAAAACUACUCAUUGCAACAGAAAAGGGCUUGUGUCGUUUUGGUCCCGGGCCAGGGGCCCCAUUUAGAGAAAUUAUUAAA
Molecule: messenger RNA, 1788 nt
Organism: Ixodes scapularis (black-legged tick)
Lineage: Eukaryota; Metazoa; Arthropoda; Arachnida; Ixodida; Ixodidae
Exons: 2
Coding region: 18-1628 (536 amino acids)
Molecular function (GO): zinc ion binding; nucleic acid binding
Source: RefSeq, a predicted model, not a curated record